Oryza sativa Japonica Group (Japanese rice) is the source of this 2067-nucleotide messenger RNA. RefSeq names its product protein FAR1-RELATED SEQUENCE 5. The record is from RefSeq and is a predicted model, not a curated record. Lineage: Eukaryota; Viridiplantae; Streptophyta; Magnoliopsida; Poales; Poaceae. Gene Ontology annotation, biological process: regulation of DNA-templated transcription. Gene Ontology annotation, molecular function: zinc ion binding.
AUGACUUCGAGCUAUGUGAGCCUAGAGGAUCAGGAAGAGUAUAAAAUGAUGGGUACUGUGGUUUUUUCAAGCGAGGAGGAAGGUUACAAAUUCUAUUUAGACUAUGCAAAGGGGAAGGGUUUCAGUGUGAGGAAAAACAACCUUAAACGGAAGGACGGUGAAAUUAUAUGGAGGCAAUUCGUAUGCUCAUGUGAAGGGUACAGGGAGUUGAAGCACUUUGAGAGGACAGAGCGGAAAAGGGAGCCACGGGCACUGACCCACUGCGGUUGCUUAGCUAAGCUUGAGAUUGAGCGGAACGAGGAGAAGGGGGUGUGGUUUGUUAAGGAGUUUGAUAACCAACAUACGCACGAACUUGCAAAUCCAGACCAUGUUGCUUUUUUAGGAGUUCAUCGUGUGAUGAGUGAUUCUAAGAAAGCCCAAGCGGUCGAGCUUCGCAUGAGUGGCCUUAGGCCCUUUCAAGUCAUGGAGGUUAUGGAGAAUAACCACGAUGAGUUAGACGAGGUUGGUUUUGUGAUGAAGGACCUUUAUAAUUUCUUUACGCGGUACGAGAUGAAGAAUAUCAAGGGUCAUGAUGCUGAAGAUGUGUUGAAAUAUCUAACAAGGAAGCAAGAAGAAGAUGCAGAAUUUUUCUUCAAAUACACCACGGAUGAGGAAGGGCGUCUUAGGAAUGUGUUUUGGGCAGAUGCUGAAUCACGUUUAGACUAUGCUGCUUUUGGUGGUGUUGUUAUUUUCGAUAGCACUUACCGUGUGAACAAGUACAAUCUUCCUUUCAUUCCUUUCAUAGGAGUUAACCACCACAGAAGUACAACAAUUUUUGGGUGCGGAAUUCUAUCAAAUGAGUCUGUCAACUCUUACUGUUGGCUCCUUGAGACUUUUUUGGAGGCAAUGCGUCAAGUGCAUCCAAAAUCAUUAAUUACCGAUGGCGACCUAGCAAUGGCGAAGGCUAUCAGUAAGGUAAUGCCGGGUGCUUACCAUAGAUUGUGUACUUGGCAUAUAGAGGAGAAUAUGAGUCGUCACCUUCGUAAGCCAAAACUCGACGAGCUAAGAAAAUUAAUUUAUGAGAGUAUGGAUGAAGAGGAGUUCGAGAGACGUUGGGCUGAUUUUAAGGAGAAUGGAGGCACGGGAAAUGAACAAUGGAUCGCUCUGAUGUACCGACUAAGGGAGAAAUGGGCAGCUGCCUAUACAGAUGGGAAAUACUUGUUGGGUAUGCGCAGCAACCAACGUAGUGAGUCACUGAACUCAAAGCUUCACACCCUUCUAAAGAGAAACAUGUCACUAAUGUGCUUAGUCAAACAUGUUAAGUUGUGCAUACAAGGCCUGCGUAAGAAGGAGGCUCAGUUGGACGCUAAGUCUACCAAUUCGGUCCCUUUUUGUAGAAUAGACGCCGACCCAUUGGAGAAAGACGCUGCCCGUAUAUACACCGCAGUCGUGUUCAAGAAAGUCCGUGCACAGAUACGGCUAAUUGCAGGACUUGAAGUCAUCAGUGGGACUAAUCAAGAUGGUUCGUCAUUGUAUGUUGUUGGUUUGAAGGACGAUAAUGAGGUGUGGGAUGAAGUGAGGGUUUCUUUUAAAGGCCAGGCUUUGGAAGGUGUGGAAUGUCACUGUCGGAAGAUGGAGUGCGAAGACAUCCCUUGCUCACACAUUUUUGUUGUAGUCAAGUUCCUUGGUUUUGACACCAUCCCUCGUUGUUGUGUCGUGGAUAGGUGGACAAUGGGAGCAAAGGCGGCAUUUAGGUCAGACAGGAAUGCCGAUCCUAAUGUGUGGUCUGAACACAUGGUUCGGUACCGUAGCCUCCGAAAUCUAGGUAGUGAUGCUUUCUUCGAGGCCGCUAGGAACCCUGAGCAGACAGAAAAGGCGAUGGAUUUCUUAAAGGGGAUUUUGGAUAAAGGAUCGUCAUCCGAUGAGAACAUCGUGGCCGGAGAUUUUGGUCCUAUGCCAACUCACUUUUUGUCUAGUAACCAGCCAUUAGAGAAGAGAGUACUUGAUCCUGAAGAGAUUAGGGCAAAAGGAGCUCCAUCGAAGAGACGAAGGCCAUUCCAUGAGACAUUGCACACAAAUAACCAAUAA